GGUCAUCUGCCACGUGCAUGUAUUACCCGUUGAAGGUUUUUCCGCUAACGAAAUGAAAUUUUCUAUCAUUCGAGUAGAAGAGGAAAAAAUAUCUUAUCGUUCUGUCGUCUCACAUAACGUUCGUUUAACUUUUUAGCAAUAUGCUUUUUGCCAGAAGGUGACGCCACGAAAAACCACGAAUACGAAACGUCUUCCAUGUUUUACUGCAACCUUAUUUGACUAAUUUUUUAUAUCGCGAAAAUGAAUUUAAAAAGCGUCAAGAAUAGAUUGAAAGACGAAACUCUGGAUUUGAGUUUAUGCGACCUGAAAGAAGUACCUGUUCGAGAAAUCGCAACCAUUAAAAAAGCAGCGCAUUUAGAUUUAUCGAAUAAUCUUUUAACUUCUUUACCCAGUAAUUUCGUUGAUCUGAAGCAAAUAGUUAAAUUGGACCUUAGUAGGAAUAUGCUGACAGAAAUUCCUGAAAAUUUCGGGGAAUUGAAACAACUGAAGUAUUUGGAUCUCUAUGCGAACGAAAUAAGUAGAUUACCACUUAGUUUGAGCGAAUUGAAAAACUUGAAGUGGUUAGAUUUGAAAGAGAAUCCUCUAACUCCUGCAGUGGCUACUGUCGCCGGUCCUUGUAGUAAUUUGAGCGAAUGUCAAGCAUGUGCUCGCAAUAUCGUUAAAUAUUUGUCACAGGUAAAACUUAGCAUCGAAGAGGAGAGGUUACGAAGAUUAAAUGCUAUCACAGCAGAUACAGACGCAGAUACAGUAUCCUCAAAAAAAGGGGGGAAAAAGAAAAAGAAAAAAUUAGUGGAUAAGAAUAACAAGCAAAAUUUGGAUAAAAAUGGAUCUAAUUGCUCGAGCGAAGCGCUGCGAAUUGAUGAAACUAAAAUAAAAACUGCAACAUUAACACAUACUGCAAAACAUACUAAUAAAGAACGCAUAUUUCAAGAAACCGGUACAUACCGAUUCUUCGUGUCGACGAUUGUACGACUUUUUCUUUUCGGUCUGAUAUUUCUACCGACGAUAGUGAUUCUUCCGUUGUAUUCGAAGCAAUCGGAAUUGUUUAUGAAUUAUAUAGAAAGGAACACAGGCGUUCCCUUGAACGCAUUUCAAAAACACAGUACCGAUAUGGUGGAAUCGUUAACGAGGAUCGCAGUGAACGCUUACAACUAUUUAUACUAUGUUUACGAGAAAAAUUUCCAAACGAAGACUGAUAUUCCAGUGACGAUAUAGGUGUUUUAUGAAUUUUAUAAAA
This is a messenger RNA of Habropoda laboriosa, 1237 nucleotides long. Its product is annotated as leucine-rich repeat-containing protein 59. Bases 241 to 1215 code for a protein of 324 amino acids. The transcript has 6 exons. NCBI's taxonomy places the organism in Eukaryota, Metazoa, Arthropoda, Insecta, Hymenoptera, Apidae. The record is from RefSeq and is a predicted model, not a curated record. Gene Ontology annotation, molecular function: protein binding.